AUGGAACCCUCGUACUCGACCAGCAGCGAAGACUCGGUGCACUCCAACAUGCCUUUCUACUAUAACAUCCCACUUACUCCCGACUUCGAAUUAAUGAGCCAAUCCACCUCGUCGCCCACGUACACGCCAUCCUAUACCUCCUCCUUCAGUUCCUCGUUCGAUUCGCCCUCCUUCAACUCCUGCGACUUUACUCCUCCUAUUGCGUACCCGGCGCAGAACAUGCACAACAACUCCCAGAACGCCACCACAUGCUUCUCUCCCAUGCAAUCCCACUACGUCUGGCCGCCCACGACUGCAAUGGCAGCGACAGCCUCAAUGCCGCCUGUGGACGAAGUGAUGAUCCCGGAUCUGGACAUGGACAUGGAUCUGGAACUGGAACAUCCGUACCUUGUGGAAGCCGAAUCAACCAAACCAAUAAACAUGAACAUGAACAUGAAACCCUUUCCCUGCGAAGACUGCAGCGCCGCCUUCACUCGUCCGGCGGAUCUGAAACGUCACCAAUCCAGCGUCCACAAUCCCGUGUUCCAAGACUGUCCCGUGCAAGAGUGUCUUCGAAAGGCGGGCAAUGGCUUUCCGCGCAGAGACCAUCUGAUCGAGCACUUGCGAUCGUACCAUCAUUGGGAUUUACCCAAGCGACGAGCGGCGAAACGAGGGAAGGCUUCCGUCGCUUGA
Aspergillus tanneri is the source of this 672-nucleotide messenger RNA. RefSeq lists its product as uncharacterized. NCBI's taxonomy places the organism in Eukaryota, Fungi, Ascomycota, Eurotiomycetes, Eurotiales, Aspergillaceae. The transcript is spliced from 2 exons. Bases 1 to 672 code for a protein of 223 amino acids. The record is from RefSeq and is a predicted model, not a curated record.